Halichondria panicea is the source of this 1604-nucleotide messenger RNA. Its product is annotated as polymerase delta-interacting protein 3-like. The coding region runs from base 365 to 1489 and encodes 374 amino acids. The record is from RefSeq and is a predicted model, not a curated record. NCBI's taxonomy places the organism in Eukaryota, Metazoa, Porifera, Demospongiae, Suberitida, Halichondriidae. Gene Ontology annotation, molecular function: mRNA binding. Gene Ontology annotation, biological process: poly(A)+ mRNA export from nucleus. The transcript has 5 exons. Gene Ontology annotation, cellular component: nucleus; nuclear speck.
UAGUCAAUUUAAUUAACUACACGUGUUGUUCGACACCCAACAUACGUUACAAGACAAGAAACUGUGUUUCAAGCUAGCUAUUCAAGUGAAAGAGAAGCACAAGACUAGCCUCUCUGUGAAGUACCUUCAGGUCCACUGAACCGAUAAACGACCCUAACUAUCCAGGCUGCGCUGUGGAUCACCCACCUACUAUUUAUCAUCCAACAAGUCUGACAAAGAGAUCAUCCUCCCAAGUAUACCUCACAGCACACAGCUGGCCGGCCGUGAAGUGAACGCCCAUAUAUAUAUAUAUAUACUUGUAUCUGAUAUCAAGACUAUCUCGUUAUUCCCUCAACUUUAUUUAAUAAAUACGAUCGGUCCAACAAUGGCGUCAAAAGUUGACAUGUCUCUGGACGAUAUCGUAACACUGAACAAGAAAAAAGGAGGCAAUAAAGGAGGCGGCGGUGGUGCUAAACCAUCUCUAGGAAAACCAAAGUUCACAAGUGGAAAACCUCAAGCUCAGAGUGGCCUACAAACGAAAAGUGCCGACCUCAGAAAAAUAAUAUCAAACAAGCAGAAGUCUUCUAUUACAGACCUCCGCACAAAGAUUAAACCAAAGGCCCUCUAUACAAGCAAGUUUGUUGAAAAGCACACCUCAAAAUCGAACCCCUCUACUCCGAAAGGCAUUCAAGGACGCAUUGGUAAAGCUCGUCCUAAAUACAGCAGUGACGAUGUGCCUGAGACCACCCGUUCUCGACGAAGUGACCCUGGUCCACUGUUGUCAAGGAGUUCAUUCAAGCUGCCCUCGUAUGAAGAUGCCAAGAAGAUCACGGUGACUGUCCCUGGAUCUGUGCGACCCACCACAAGUGUUGAGUACCAUCGCGAGGAACGUCUAGCAGCUGCCAUUGCUCGCAGCCGAGAUAGUCGUCAUGAUAACCAGAUGAGAGGCCGGGAGGAGUUCCUUGCCUCGUCCAUAACCUCUGCUCUGAGGGACGGUGGUGGCAAUGAGAGAGAGAGGGGCAGCAUUGGAGGGACCUUCUCAAGAAUGCAGAUGCGUGGGUUCAGUCGCUCCCCGUCCCCCCCUCCAAUGGCCUACCAGGCCCCCCUCCCCCUAUCCAUGUCUCGUGGGUCCGUCCCUGCCACCUCUCGUCCAUCAAUGGCCCCCAGAGCUAGAGAAGGCAUCACCACAAUGACCUCUAUGAUCAUUCAGAACCUGAGCGACACUGUUUCCAAGAAUGAUGUUGCCGAGCUGUGUCGUGCCAUGGGUCCAGUGGAGGCGGUUCAGAUGGUGAACCCUGGCAUUGCCGAGGUAGUGUUCAAAUUCAAGGACGAUGCUCUAGAGGCAUACAAGAAGUACAACCAGCGUAACCUUGACGGUCAGCCUAUGAUGUGUCGACUACAACCCGCCUCACGAUCCAAGCUCACCACCGGUGGCUUCACUGCACACAGGUCCCUGUCAACAGCCUACGCUGACGACCUCUACUCUCAACCAUCAUCAGGAUUCUACUGAACUCUGACCACCAGCUUUGACUGAACUGUAGUAGUAUAAUUAUGUGGUGUGCCUAUGUUUAUCCUCUUCAAUAUGAUCUUUGUGCAAAAAUGUUGAUGAUUAUUUCCUGAUAUUC